Penicillium cinerascens is the source of this 1461-nucleotide messenger RNA. Its product is annotated as KH domain-containing protein. The transcript is spliced from 9 exons. Gene Ontology annotation, molecular function: RNA binding. Lineage: Eukaryota; Fungi; Ascomycota; Eurotiomycetes; Eurotiales; Aspergillaceae. The record is from RefSeq and is a predicted model, not a curated record. The coding region runs from base 1 to 1461 and encodes 486 amino acids. Gene Ontology annotation, cellular component: nucleus.
AUGGCCGACGAAGACCGCCGCGCAAAGCGCUCUCGCUUUGACCAAACUGAGCCUGAGCCCCGGCGCUCCCGAUUCGACCGCCGCUCGCGAUCCCCCUCCGCCAGACAAUCGGAAUCAACUCGCACACGGAGUCCACUGAGCCGUGAACCUCGUAGUCCCGCCGGAAAUGGAUCCGGCAAGGACUCUCCUGCUGAUCCCGCUGCUGCAGCUGCUGCCGCCGCGGCCAGAAUCAAUGCGCAGUUGCAGGCCAAGAAGGGAAUUCAGCACGUUGAUGUUCCUCCUAUUCGUUCGACCGCAAGCCCUGGGAUGCCAUCCGACUCCCCCUCGAACCAGGAUGGCUCUGACAAGCCCAAUCCUGAAGUCUAUGUGGCAGACGGAGAUUACAUCAAGGAUAUUGAGAUCAAUGAUUUGCGCAAUCGCUACACCCUGACGAAGGGCUCUACUCAGAAGAUGAUUAAAGAUGAGACUGGCGCCGAUGUCACCACCCGAGGGAAUUACUACCCGGACAAGAACAUGGCAACGGCCGCGAAACCUCCUCUGUAUCUUCAUGUGACCAGCACUAGCAAGGAAGGUCUCGACAAGGCGAUCGAGAUCAUCGAUGACAUGAUGAAGAAAGAACUCCCAAACUUGGUUGAUGAACGACGAUUCCGCCGACCCCAACGGGAGGAAGUUGAGAGAGACGAAUAUGGCCGCCGCAAAUGGCCCGAUGAGCGCAUUCCGAUUGAUCUUGAGCCCAUCCCCGGAUUUAACCUUCGCGCACAGGUUGUCGGCCAGGGUGGCGCGUAUGUAAAGCAUAUCCAGUCAACCACCGGUUGCCGAGUUCAGAUUAAGGGUCGGAACUCAGGCUUUAUUGAGAACUCUACUGGUCGCGAAAGUGAUGAGCCCAUGUUUCUGCACGUCGCUGGCCCAGACCCCGCUCAAGUCCAGAAAGCCAAAGAGCUCUGCGAAGAUCUUCUCAGCAACGUCCGACAGGCUUACCAGAACCACAAGGAUAAUCCCCCACAGCACAGAUACGGUGGAUACGGCGGUGACCGCGGUGACCGUGGCGAUCGUGGUGACCGAUACCAAGGCGGCGGUGGCCGCGGAGGAUAUGGUGGCUACGACCGUCGCGACGGUCGUAACCGGCAGUCUCCCGGCGCAUCAGCCAGCCCGACUGGCCAGGGCGCCGCUGCACCUGGAAAUGCCGCUGACUAUGCCGCCCAGUAUGCUGCCCAAUACUAUGGUGCUGAUCCUUACGCCGCCUACGGUGGAUAUCAGAACUACGUCGCAUACUAUCAGUACUACCAGCAGUAUGCCGCCGCUCAGCAGCAGCAACAGUCCGAAAGCCCUGCUCCUCCCCCUCCCGCGGGCGAGGCGCCCCCUCCUCCUCCCCCUGGCUCUGGGUCUCCCCCUCCCCCUCCCGGUGCUGGGCCUCCCGGUGCUGGCAGCUACGGCGCGGUUCCACCGCCCCCCGGUCUUUAG